Chara braunii is the source of this 4237-nucleotide messenger RNA. The record is from the annotation of a GenBank genome assembly. NCBI's taxonomy places the organism in Eukaryota, Viridiplantae, Streptophyta, Charophyceae, Charales, Characeae.
GAACGCCUGGCUGCUUUCAUCCAGGAGGCCAAUGAUAGGGCCGCCGCCACGGCCAUGGAACGCAGUCAGAUUGAGCAAGAAGAGGAGGCCAAGCGACGGAAGGAGGAACAGGACCGACUUCGUCAAGAGGAGGCAGACCUGCAGGCGGCAGCCGAACACCGGUCACGCCAGYGGGAACGACUGUUCACGYGGGAGACCGUGAUCGGCGAUGAGGCCGCACAUUGGGUGGAAGUGRCAUCUGCAGACGGGGCCCCGGAGACUGAGAAAGGGCUGUCAGCCCUUGCGCAGGUCUCCCACGACCUCGUGGCCACAUGCGCUCUGCAGCAGGAGGAAACCCUUCACCUGCAGCAGACGGUGGACCAGAUGCUUGCACGGCUGCAGGCGUUGGAGAAACAGCCAGCUGCUGUAGCGGCCGCAGGGCCUUCCAACCUUACCACCCGUGUGCAAGUUUUGGAGGAUGACGUCAGCAACAUCAAGCGUGUGCAUCAGGACUUCCGGACGUCGCAGCAAGCAACGAACUUGCAGUUGGAGACGCAGGUCCAGGCUGCUGCCACCGUGACGCCCGCCGCCGCAUCCUCCCGGCGCCCACCCAAGCUGGAUGACAUUCCCGUCUUCUGCGAUCAGUCCAAGACGGAACCGAUCCCGUGGUGGCGCCAGUUUACUCUCAGGCUCGACAUGCACCAUGUCCCGAACAACGAUCGACAUCCGUGUUUGUACCACCGAUCUGGUGGUGCAUGUCAAGCAUGGCUGGACAACAUCUUGACCAGCCACGGCGUAGCAGUGUCGGAACUGCACACCAAGCUCACUUGGCACGAGUUGACUGACGCCUGGCACAAGCGAUUCCAAGUGGAGCCGCCCGACCUGCAAGCAAUGGACAAGCUCAACAAACUCCAUCAGAGCACGCUGCUCAAUCAGGAUUGGAUUACCGAGUUCCAAAGACUCGCCUCCACACCUGACCUGCCGCUCGCAUUCCGCGCCAUCAAGCACUUGUUUAUCAUGCGCUUGUGUCCAGCUCUGCAAAACGCGCUGGCGCAGAUUGCAGAGACACUCGACACAUCUGACAAGCUUUUCAGCACAGCGUCACGGAUCAUUCUCACGAAUAUAGAAGCCCGCAACGCCGGCCGAUCUUCCGCGACGACGAGCAGCACCCAGCCCAAGCUAAAGGUGGCUUGCAUUACUUCUACCGAGGCUGCAACACCAAAUGAGGUUGAAGUGUUGGCAGCUGCCCGGGAUGGUGGCCGGCCGCGUAACAAUCACAGCCGCGACAAGACGAAGACUCAGUCCACCUCUACACUGAGCACCGGAUCAGCAGCCGACGAACCUUGGGCACAAUACGGACUCUCGGCGAAUUCCUAUCGCACGCGACUCAAGUACCGUUAUUGCCUUUGGCGCAACAACGCCAUCCACGAUGUUGCACAUUGCCCCACCAAGGGGAAACCCCAUUGGGCAAGCGGCCUGCAACGCUUUGCUAGAUUGCGGCGCAACUCGCAACUUCAUCAGCCAGUCCUUCAUGACUCGGGCUGGCCUUGGCGCACAAGUACGGAGGAAGUCACAUCCGACCACGGUAAGACGAAACAGAUCUUAGACCGUUACAUCUCGGCUGUCCCGGUGUACUUUGCACCGCACGCAUGUGAACCCGUCACUUUUGACGUGUUGGACACCGACUUCGAUGUCAUUUUGGGGAUGCCUUGGCUUUCUAGCGCGGACCACACGGUCAACUUCCAUCGACGCACGCUCACGAUUCGUGAUGCAAUUGGCGCCGAGGUCCCGUGUACUGUUCCUCCUCCUCGCUCUUUCAUUCGGUGCCAAGUCGUGAGUGCCAAAUCUUUUCGAGACACAUGCCGUUCCGAGCAUGUCGAAGAGAUUGGCAUCGCUUUUCUUCGAACCGUCCCAACGACUGACUCAUCGUCCACGGAUGUGUCUUCCGACCCCCGUGUGACCCGGUUGUUAGACGGGUUCUCGGAUGUUUUUGAGACACCCUCUGGUAUAGUGCCGGACCGGCCGAUCUCUCACGAGAUCAUACUUGAGGCCGGCGCCGUGCCACCGAAGGGAUGCAUUUAUCGCAUGUCCGAGGAGGAGCUGAUGGUUCUCCGUGUGCAACUCGACGAUCUACUUGACAAGGGUUGGAUCCGCCCUAGCAGCUCACCUUACGCGACUGUUGCUACACCACAGUCGCCACCUGUCUCACAACAGGGACAACAAUAUCCUUGGUACCCAAAGACCCCACUGAACCCACCUGCAACCUUCUCAGGAGAUGAGAAGGAUGAGGCUCUCGACACAUGGUUGAGAACGGUGCCAGUGUGGGUAAGGGCAAAGAGGACAUUGGUAGAAGAGGAGGUGAUUACUGCUGCAUCCUACUUAGAAGGUUCAACAGCCCGUUGGCUAAACGGAUUGGUAGCUUCAAAGGGCUUCGGGAGGAACAUGCAUGAUUGGGCGCAGACCCAUACAUUAGAAAGCUUUAUGGACUUAGUGGAGGCUCGUUGGCACAACCCACAGCAGACACAGAUUGCCAUUGAUGGGCUCUUAAAGCUUGAUACUAAAAAGUACAAGUCAGUGCGGGAACUCGCCACAGCCAUAGAGCGCCCGAUCGUCGUCCCGGGAGUGGAGUACAAUCCACAGGUCUUGCUGACCAUGUUCCUGAGAUGUCUUCCCACAGACAUUAGGAAUUUAUUAGCCAGUGAGGCUCGACGCGAGUAUCACACCUUUGAGUCAUUCAGCAAGAAGGCCCUAGACUUAGAGGCUACGCUGGGUGGAGCUCAAACCCCUUCUACGAAUGGGAGAAAGAAGAAGACUCCACAAGAGUGGAAGAAGAAGGGUAGUCGAUUGAUGAUGGUUGAUUCCGAUGGGAAUCAAACUGAGAUCGAUGAUAUUUCCGAUAUUGUGGAGGGUUCAGAGUUUGACGGCGAGGAGAGUGUUGAGGGUAGCAACCUCCCCGCCGUCUGUCAGCGGGACAAGCCGCAGACUCAAGCUCCGUUUGGGUUACUCAAGCCUUUACCCAUUCCUGCUGGCCCGGGUCAGAGUAUCUCCAUGGACUUCAUGGACACUCUCGUGACCAGCAAGAAUGGCAAGAGGCACAUCUUCGUCAUAGUAGAUAGGUUCACUAAGUACGCUAGACUAAUCGCCAUGGACAACUGGGUGCGUGACUUUGGACUUCCAAAGAUUAUCGUUAGUGAUAGAGAUGUGAGAUUCACAAGUGAGAUGUGGAAGAAGGUCGUUGAACAGAUGGGCAGGCAGCUUCAGAUGACUUCUGGGAAUCAUCCCGAAGCAAAUGGGCAGGCUGAACAGAUGAACCGAGUGGUGCAGCAUCUGCUGAGGCAUUACAUCAAGCCCAGCCAGGAUGACUGGGAUGAGAAGUUACCUCUCAUCGCCAGUCUAUACAACAACGCUGUACACAGCACCAUCGGUGUCAGUCCUAAUCAACUACAUCUCGGAUGGAAGCCUAGAUCUGCUCUAGACUUCCUCCUGCCUGAAAACCGAACUGCUGCAACGCCUGGAACCAUUGGAUUUGGUGUCCAAUAUGAGAAACUGCUGCAGCAGUCUGUCGAACAUAUCAAGAAAUCUCAGGAAGUCAUGAUUGCUUCUGAGAACAAGCGUCCCCGACAGUCCACAUUUCAGGUAGGGGAACGCGUCUGGGUCAAGGCUAGUGAGUUGGGACAGGAGUUUGGCAUCUCUAGAAAACUAAUGCCGCAGUAUUUCGGUCCCUGGGAAGUCCAGGACAUUGUCGGGAAUGAUAUGGAUGGUCCUUCGUACGUCAUUCGUAUCCCUGGUCACUUACGCACUUACCCUGUGUUUCACGCCUCCAAGCUUGCACCUUUCGCUGAGACAGCACAACUCCCAUCACGGAGAUCUAUGCUGCCCCCAACCAUGGAUGGCCAAGUGGACGUCGACGACAUCCUGGAUCACAGAGAUACUCCUGUUCCUAAGCCACCUGGAAGGGGAAGACCUCCCAAACCUGCGAGGGAAUACAGAGUACAUUUCAAGCAUCAUACAGAUCCGAAGGAAGAUCGAUGGAUUUCAAGGGAGGAACUUGUCAAGACAGCUCCUCAGAUCGUGGCGGAUUAUGAGAAAAGACUGAAGGGGAAGGCACCAGCAUGAAGCAUCUCAGCGGACUUUCGAAGCUAAGGGGGAUGGAAUGUGAGGAACAAGCCCUCAAGUGGCCCCUAUCAGACAUCACAUUGUUCUGGGCCAAGACCCCAGCAAGCCAAGUGCCCGCCCUAAGUAAAGGCGGGCCUGAAUA